AUGGUAUGCCAAGAGGCUGCCAAAGAGGGUCACUCUGAAAUUCUGAAAUGGUUACAUCAAAAUGGAUGCCCUUGGGACGAGGAUACAUGUGGUGCUGCUGCUGAAAGUGGUCACUUGGAAAUUUUAAAAUUGUUGCAUGAAAAUGGAUGCCCUUGGAACGAAGAUACAUGCUCUAAUGCUGCUCUUAUUGGACAUUUUGAAAUGCUGAGGUGGGCACACCAGAAUGGAUGCCCAUGGGACAGAUUCACAUGUGCCAACGCUGCUGAGAAAGGAUGUUUCGAAAUUAUGAAGUGGGCACACCAGAAUGGAUGCCCCUGGGAUGAAAUUACUUGUUCCAAAGCCGCUGAAGGAGGCCAUUUGGAAAUUCUCAUGUGGGCACAUGAGAAUGGAUGUCCAUGGGAUGAGUAUUCUUGUGCCUAUGCUGCUCAAGUUUGCCAUUUGAAGAUUUUGCAAUGGGCACGCGAGAAUGGAUGUCCCUGGGAUCCAAAAACCUGCUACUUUGCGGCCGGGCAAGGGGGUUUGGAAAUUCUCAAAUGGGCGCACGAGAAUGGAUGUCCUUGGGAUGAAUUGACUUGUGCGGAGGCUGCUAAAGGAGGCCAUUUAGAGGUUCUGAAAUGGGCUAGAGAGAAUGGAUGCCCCUGGGACAGUGCCACAUGUGAGGCUGCUAUAGGAUAUGGCCAUUUAGAAGUGCUGUGGUGGGCACGUGAUAAUGGAUGUCCAGAGAACGGGGAGAGCCGGUUCCGGGCCCAACGAGUAGCGGUGGAGAAUGACACUGAUCAGCAGAUGUGA
Messenger RNA from Seminavis robusta, 789 nucleotides. NCBI's taxonomy places the organism in Eukaryota, Bacillariophyta, Bacillariophyceae, Naviculales, Naviculaceae. The record is from the annotation of a GenBank genome assembly.